AAUGAAUGCUUUCCAGUUAGAAAAAGCGGCCAACCACCGAAACCUCGCGAUAUUACAGAAACUACUACUCCCAGCAUGCAAAGCGGCUUCCGCCAGGCAUUCUCUUCACUGGAGACGGGAAGGCCCCAGCAUGCCUCGAGGCGCGAAAAGCACUUGGGAACGGUAGUUUUCCUGAGGACUGCUGGUUUCGCCAGCGCGGCAGUGGCGGCUCUGGGUUCCAGCCAGCAGGUCCACUGAGGGCAAGCUGAGCCAGAGAAAGGGCGUGGAAGUUAAAGAGGGUGAGUCAGGCACUGUCUACGCGAUAAAGGGACGAGGUGCCGGGCGGUAGGGCGGACUUACGUAAGGCGGCCGGUGCCGCAACCUGCUGUGGGGCACCGCUGUCCCCGCGUUAGCGAGGGAAGGGUGAGGAGGAGCCAGAGCCGCGUCCCUGCAGCCGCUCUCGCCCUCACGCUCCGCCGCCAUCUCCGCCAUGCAGUCCCGGGAAGACGCUCCGCGUUCUCGCCGCCUCGCCAGUCCCCGCGGUGGGAGGAGGCCCAAGAGGAUUUCCAAACCCUCGGUUUCGGCCUUUUACACGGGUCCCGAAGAGUUAAAAGACUCGGGCCACUCCGCCGCCCUGCUGGCACAGCUCAAGUCCUUCUAUGACGCGCGGCUGCUGUGUGAUGUGACCAUCGAGGUGGUGACACCUGGCAGCGGGCCUGGCACGGGGCGCCUGUUCCCCUGCAACCGCAACGUGUUGGCCGCCGCGUGUCCCUACUUCAAGAGCAUGUUCACGGGUGGCAUGUACGAGAGCCAGCAGGCCAGCGUGACCAUGCACGACGUGGACGCCGAGUCCUUCGAGGUGUUGGUGGAUUACUGCUACACGGGGCGCGUGUCCCUGAGCGAGGCCAACGUGCAGCGCCUGUACGCCGCCUCUGACAUGCUGCAGCUCGAGUAUGUGCGGGAAGCCUGUGCCUCCUUCCUAGCCCGCCGUCUCGACCUGGCCAACUGCACGGCCAUCCUCAAGUUUGCUGAUGCCUUCGGGCACCGCAAGCUGCGAUCCCAGGCCCAGUCUUUUAUAGCUCACAACUUCAAGCAGCUCAGCCGCAUGGGCUCAGUUCGGGAGGAGUCUCUGGCAGAUCUGACCCUGGCCCAGCUGCUGGCCAUCUUGCGCCUCGACAGCCUGGACAUCGAGAGUGAGCUGACGGUGUGUCAUGUGGCCCUGCAGUGGCUGGAAGCCGCCCCCAAAGAGCGGGGCCCCAGUGCCGCAGAAGUCUUCAAGUGUGUGCGCUGGGCACUCUUCACUGAAGGUGACCAGGACUACCUGGAAGGGCUGCUGGCCAAGCCCAUCGUGAGGAAGUACUGCAUGGACAUUAUCGAGGGGGCCCUGCAGAUGCGCUAUGGUGACACGCUGUGCAAGUCCCUGGUGCCAGCGCCAAACAGCAGCAGCAGCAGCAGCAGUGCCAGCAGCAGCAGUGGCAGCAGCUCUGUUGUGUCUGCAGCAGAAAAUCCACCCCAGAGGCUGGGAAUGUGUGCCAAGGAGAUGGUGAUCUUCUUUGGCCACCCCAGAGAUCCUUUUCUUUGCUAUGAUCCAUACUCAGGGGACAUUUACACCAUGCCUUCACCUUUAACAACCUUGGCCCACACUAAGACCAUCACCUCCUCAGCUGUCUGUGUCUCUCCAGAUCAUGACAUCUACCUAGCUGCCCAGCCCAGGAAAGACCUAUGGGUAUACAAACCAGCCCAGAAUAGUUGGCAGCAACUUGCAGACCGCUUGCUGUGUCGUGAGGGCAUGGAUGUGGCAUAUCUGAAUGGUUACAUCUACAUUUUGGGUGGGCGAGACCCUGUUACUGGCGUGAAGUUGAAGGAAGUGGAAUGUUACAGUGUUCAGAGAAACCAGUGGGCACUGGUGGCUCCUGUGCCCCAUUCCUUCUAUUCCUUUGAACUUAUAGUGGUUCAGAACUAUCUUUACGCAGUCAACAGUAAGCGCAUGCUCUGCUAUGAUCCCAGCCACAAUAUGUGGUUGAACUGUGCUUCCCUUAAGCGCAGUGAUUUCCAGGAGGCAUGUGUCUUCAAUGAUGAGAUCUACUGCAUUUGUGACAUACCAGUCAUGAAGGUCUACAACCCGGCCAGGGGAGAAUGGAGGCGGAUUAGUAAUAUUCCCUUGGACUCUGAGACCCACAACUACCAGAUUGUCAAUCAUGAGCAGAAGUUGCUGCUGAUCACAUCUACCACCCCUCAGUGGAAAAAGAACCGGGUGACUGUGUACGAAUAUGAUACCAGGGAAGACCAGUGGAUUAAUAUAGGAACUAUGUUAGGUCUUUUGCAAUUUGACUCUGGUUUUAUUUGCCUCUGUGCUCGUGUCUAUCCUUCCUGCCUUGAACCUGGUCAGAGUUUCAUCACAGAGGAAGAUGAUGCUAGAAGUGAAUCCAGCACUGAAUGGGACCUGGAUGGAUUCAGUGAGCUGGACUCUGAGUCAGGAAGUUCAAGUUCUUUUUCUGAUGAUGAAGUGUGGGUGCAGGUAGCACCUCAACGAAACGCACAGGAUCAGCAGGGUUCUUUGUAAAUAUUUUGAAGUACUGAGGUGUCUCUACUGCGUUGUGGAACGUAUCUUGACAAGAUUCUUUCCUAAAACUGACUAGAACCACAGAUUUGAUUUAGAAAGGGUAAUAUUUUGAAAUACUAAUGUGAUGUUCUAAAACGUAAACAGUCUGUGAAAUCGCCUUGUUUAAUAAUUUACUCAGCUAAAAGCCCACAUUAAAAUAUGCAAAAUGAACUGAUUAGUAGCCUUUGUGAUUUUUUUCAUUAUUCGUGUAUUCCUUGUGAAAAUGGGUUAUUUUGGUUAUUUCCAGAUAUAUUUACAAAUAUAUAUUUGCAUUACCCUCAUGUUAAUUGUUAGAUUUGAUAUUCACAAGCAAUUUACUUAUUUUAUUUGUUUAAUGGAAAAUUGGGCUCAGAAUUACUGGUAGAGUUUUGAAUAAUAGCUGUUUUUCAAAAUUUUAUUCCAGUCCAUUUCUGGUAAUGUAAAUUAAGUACAUUUUGUUAGAAUAAUGAUUAGUUUUCUUCUCUUUUGCAAGAAAAAAAUGAAUAUAAGUAUUGUUUACUGAAUAGUGGUUUCAUUUUGGUAAUAUGUACAAUGGUUUUAUAAGUUCAUAGGAAGUUUUAAAAAUCAGGAUUUCACUGUUUUAAAGGAUUUGCAAUUUUAUUUUGGAGUACAAAAUUUGUAUUUGGUAAACAUGACCAAUUGUGUAACUAAAAAAUUCCAUUCUAGUGUCACCAAAAUACCCUUCUAAAUUGACUCCCCUAACCCCCCAAAAAGAAAAUUUGUUUUAUAAAUUCACAUUGUUGAUCUGUAUGUGAUACAUGCCUCAUGGAGUCAAAGCAACAAUCCUUGUUUUCACUAGAAAUUUAUUGGGUAAUGUAAAUUUUUUCUCUGUUGGUCAUGCCUUGUUUUAAUAGUUUAUUUGUGGUCUUAAAAUACUUUGGUAUUAGUGUUGAUGUUUCUCUUCAGCAACAAACAACUUACUCUUUUGUUUUGGAAAUCUAUAUAAGCUAAAAACAGUAUUUUAUUAGUAUUACUGGUCAUUUUGUUUUGCCAUCUUUAAGAUCAAGUGCCAGCAAAGACCUUUAAACUUUAAGAUGUAUAUAAAACUGUUUUCUGUAGUACUUAAUAUUCUGUCUGUUUUGUAAGUCAUGUAAAUGUUUUUGAUUAUCAGCUUGAAGGUAUUUUUGUAUUAAAAGUUGACAGAAAACUUAA
Molecule: messenger RNA, 3733 nt
Organism: Ochotona princeps (American pika)
Lineage: Eukaryota; Metazoa; Chordata; Mammalia; Lagomorpha; Ochotonidae
Gene: KBTBD7
Product: kelch repeat and BTB domain containing 7
Exons: 1
Coding region: 470-2542 (690 amino acids)
Molecular function (GO): protein binding
Source: RefSeq, a predicted model, not a curated record